Megalops cyprinoides (Indo-Pacific tarpon) is the source of this 516-nucleotide messenger RNA. RefSeq names its product interleukin 17a/f1 (gene il17a/f1). The coding region runs from base 40 to 516 and encodes 158 amino acids. The record is from RefSeq and is a predicted model, not a curated record. The transcript has 3 exons. Gene Ontology annotation, molecular function: cytokine activity. NCBI's taxonomy places the organism in Eukaryota, Metazoa, Chordata, Actinopteri, Elopiformes, Megalopidae. Gene Ontology annotation, cellular component: extracellular region. Gene Ontology annotation, biological process: inflammatory response.
ACCAACAGCAACCUUAAACCGAAGGGAGGCUACAGCAGAAUGGCAUUCACACACAGCGCUCUGACUUUGGUCUUUUGUGCCCUGGCGGCUCUGGCCCUCCUGAUAGGGGCUGAAGGAGCUUCAGUGAGCAAACGAGGGAAGGGCCAGUCUCACAAGGGGACUGAGGCGGAGUCCGAAGAGAACAUAGUGAAAUUGCUCUUGGACCCCAGCAUGAUGACCCCUUCCGUCCCUCUGCGUCCCAUACAGGACUACUCUCUGUCCCCAUGGACAUACAAUUUCACCACCAACGAAAACCUGUUCCCCUCCAGCAUCGCUGAGGCUAAGUGCAAGUUGACCGGUUGCCUCAAUUCUAAGGGCGUGGAGGUCAUGGAUUUGGAGUCCAGACCCAUCUACCACCAGAUUCUGGUUCUGAGGAGGGUGGACCUGAAGUCCGGCAACUACGUCUUCAGGCUGGAGACCAAGACGAUCCCGGUCGGCUGCACGUGUAUCUACCCCAGCAUAAUGCGGCAAGAUUAG